UAUAGCUGCCAUUAGCUCGGUAUGGUAUAUGUCAUUGAUCACCAUGUACUAUUUCAAUAAAGAUGGUUCGCCUACUAUGUCCAUCACUCGAAUGGCCUUCAAGUCCAGUCUCGCUGACGGUAAACUUGAAAAGGUAACAUUGACUUCUUUUGGAGUAACUACAGCAUUUAGUUGGAUUUGACGCUGCUAGAGAUACUGCCGCCUCGGUGACGAGAUUUGUGUAACUUCAGCGUUGCGAAGACGGCACUGGCGUCAAGCCACAUCUUGAGAGCCGGAUCUAGGUAUAUAUAACGUGAUAUGACUGCUCUCUGUAACAUUAGUCGCGGGUGCUUUCUCUUCGUCAUACUCUCUCUACUUUGCAAGAACACUACAGCAGCGGAUAGCUAUUAUACAACAUGUCAAAACUAUUAAGUCAAAGCCUAGAUGGAUUGCGCAGCCAUCUCGGGAGUCUAACAUGGAAUCCGACUCUCAGGGUAGCCAAGUCAUCCGUGUUAUCUAUUUUGUCUCAAAUAAAAAUUGGCACUCUGUUGCUGGUUGACGAAUCGGACCACACCAACCAUGUCUUUGGACAGAAAGAUGUCGAAAUGGCAGAUGACACAGCCAGACGUGCUUGGCCUCAAAGUCGGAUCGACAACGCACCCUUUGCUAAAAUUGUGAUUAAGAGCGCGGAGUUCUGGAUGCGACUUUUCUUAUUCGCCGACAUGGGGUUUGCCGAAGCUUACAUGCUUAAGAAUUUCGAGUGUCAAGAUUUGACUUCCUUCUUUCAGCUAUUUAUAAUCAACCGUGAACAACUGAACAACGGCACUACAUGGUUUUCUCAGCUCUCGUCUAUUUUGUCUAAUCUGGCUCGAUCUACAAACACUCUUUCCAAUGCUCUCCUCAAUGUUUCCGCACACUACGAUAUCAGCAAUGAGAUGUUUGCAGCGUUUCUGUCCCCAGACAUGACUUAUUCAUGCCCAAUUUGGGACUGUAGUCAUCCAGACGACGAUGAGCUGUUGGAAUAUGCGCAGCUGCGGAAGCUCGCCUACUUCGUUGAAGGUGCAAGAAUACAGCCUAGCGAUCAUGUUUUGGAAAUUGGCACUGGUUGGGGCUCAUUCGCCAUUGAAGCAGUGAAGAAAACUGGUUGCCGAGUGACAACCAUAACCCUGUCUACUGAGCAGAAAGCCAUGGCGGAGAAGAGAAUUGAAGAAGCUGGAUUGGGCGACAGGAUCGAGGUCAGACUCCAGGAUUAUCGAGAGUUGCCAGUUCCAACGGCGCCUUACGAUAAAAUCAUUUCCAUAGAGAUGUUGGAGGCUGUGGGGCAGGAUUAUCUCGCCGACUACUUCGACUGUGUGCACCGAUUACUCAAGCCUAAUGGAGGCAUCGCCAUGUUUCAGUGUAUUACAAUGCCCGAAGGGCGCCAUGAGGCAUAUUCCAAUUUCAUCAACCAAUACAUCUUCCCCGGCGGCUACCUCCCAUCCAUCACCCAGAUCCUGAAUCACAUCAGCUCUCAAUCUCAGGGAUCCCUCAUCAUUGAAAAGGUAGAUAAUAUUGGCGGCCAUUACGCCAAAACGCUCCGACUUUGGAGAGAAAGUUUUUUGGGUAGAUUUGAGGAAACCAUUCGACCUGCGUUGCUCAGAGAACAUCCUGAUAUGACCAAGGAAGCUAUCCAAGUUUUCCGCAGGAAAUGGGAGUAUUAUUUCUCAUACUGCGAAGCCGGCUUUCUCACCAAGACGCUUGGUGAUGUUAUCAUCACAGUCGCGCGGGAGGGGCCAUCAGAAUUGAUGGGCAAGAUUCCUUUGUAG
Trichoderma atroviride IMI 206040 is the source of this 1784-nucleotide messenger RNA. The record is from RefSeq and is a predicted model, not a curated record. Lineage: Eukaryota; Fungi; Ascomycota; Sordariomycetes; Hypocreales; Hypocreaceae.